This is a messenger RNA of Alexandromys fortis (reed vole), 1247 nucleotides long. RefSeq names its product fms related receptor tyrosine kinase 3 ligand (gene Flt3lg). The coding region runs from base 304 to 1230 and encodes 308 amino acids. Gene Ontology annotation, molecular function: cytokine activity; receptor tyrosine kinase binding. The record is from RefSeq and is a predicted model, not a curated record. Lineage: Eukaryota; Metazoa; Chordata; Mammalia; Rodentia; Cricetidae. The transcript has 8 exons. Gene Ontology annotation, biological process: positive regulation of cell population proliferation. Gene Ontology annotation, cellular component: membrane; cell surface.
CCACUGUGACAUUCUUUGUGGGAGAUGGUGGCAGCUGAUGUGAUGGGCACUGGUCGGUACUGGAAGGCCUGGUUGCAACCUUAGGUCUUUCAUGCUGUCCGUGAGCUGUCCUAGCUGAGGCCUGCGGCCGCACCACUUCUCACCGCUGGGUGGCGCGUCCCGCCCGGGCACGAACUCACCCCUUGCCCUGUCUACCCCAAAGCUUCUUUCACUUUCGGUCUUUGGCUGUCACCAAUUUGGUCUUUCCACACCCAGCUGGGGCAAGCCUGACCCUGCCACAGGCAUGAGGGGUCCCCGGCCGAGAUGACAGUGCUGGUACCAGCCUGGAGUCCAAAUUCCUCCCUGCUGCUGCUGCUGUUGCUGCUGAGUCCUUGUCUGCGGGGGACACCUGACUGCUACUUCAGCCACAGUCCUAUCUCCUCCAACUUCCACUUGAGGAUCAGGGAGCUGACUGACUACUUGCUUAAAGAUUACCCAGUCACUGUGGCCAUCAACCUUCAGGACGAGAAACACUGCAAGGCCUUGUGGAGCCUCUUCCUGGCCCAGCGCUGGAUGGAGCAACUGAAGACUGUGGCAGGGUCUGAAAUGCAAACACUUCUGGAGGCUGUCAACACGGAGAUACAUUUUGUCACCUCAUGUGCCUUCCGGGACACCUGCACGCAGCUGUUAGCUCUGAAGCCCUGCAUGGGGAAGGCCUGCCAGAAUUUUUCUCGGUGCCUAGAGGUGCAGUGCCAGCCAGGUAGCAGCAGCGCCGAAGCCCAGCACCCCCAGUGCCACCAGGCUUGCUUACUGUGUGUCCUUGAGGCUUCUGCUUCCACUAGCUGGAUCUUGAAACAAGAGUCCUCUACCCUGCUACCCCCAAAGAAUCCUGUAGCCCUAGAAGCCACUGGGCAUCCAGAGCCUCCGUCCAGUCAUCUGUUUUUCCUGCUGCUGCUGCUGCUGCCUCUCACACUCGUUCUGCUGCCAACUGCCUGGUACCUUCACUGUCAGAGGGCAAAAUGGAGGAGGACAGUGCACCACCCUGGGAGGAGGAUACUGAGGCAAAGCAGGACUCACCUGACAGACGCCGCACAGCCUGGACACAAGGAAAGCUGGGUGGAGGUUGGCCCCCUCUUGGACUGCGCGGCUACUCCAGCUCUCUCCCCAGGAUGGAGUCAACAUCAGAAUCCAGCAAAAGCCCCACUCACCCCACUCAGUACAAAGGCCUUGCCCCCAUUAACUUGUAUAUAAAUGGUUUUUACAAGCUC